AUGAAGAUGCUUGUUUCUGGAGCUGGAGACAUCAAACUCACUAAAGAUGGAAAUGUGCUGCUUCAUGAAAUGCAAAUUCAACACCCAACAGCCUCCUUAAUAGCCAAAGUAGCAACAGCCCAGGAUGACAUAAGUGGUGACAGUACCAAUUCCAAUGUCCUCAUCAUGGGAGAGCUGCUGAAGCAGGUGGAUCUCUACAUUUCUGAAGGUCUUCAUUCCAGAAUAAUUACAGAAGGAUUUGAAGCUGCAAAGGAAAAGGCACUUCAGUUUUUGGAACAAGUCAAAGCAAGCAAAGAGAUGGACAUGGAAACACUUAUAGAAGUGGCCAGAACAUCUCUACGUACUAAAGUUCAUGCUGAACUUGCUGAUGUCUUAACAGAGGCCGUAGUGGACUCCAUUUUGGCCAUUAAAAAACAAGAUGAACAUAUUGACCUCUUCAUGGUUGAGAUCAUGGAGAUGAAACAUAAAUCUGAAACAGAUACAAGCUUAACCAGAGGUCUUGUUUUUGACCAUGGGGCACGGCAUCCUGAUAUGAAGAAGAGAGAAGAUGCAUACAUCCUCACAAGCAACGUGUCAUUAGAAUAUGUAAAAACAAGUGAAUUCUGGCUUUUUUUUUAA
Messenger RNA from Rangifer tarandus platyrhynchus (Svalbard reindeer), 618 nucleotides. Lineage: Eukaryota; Metazoa; Chordata; Mammalia; Artiodactyla; Cervidae. The record is from the annotation of a GenBank genome assembly.